Volvox carteri f. nagariensis is the source of this 978-nucleotide messenger RNA. RefSeq lists its product as uncharacterized. Gene Ontology annotation, cellular component: membrane. Gene Ontology annotation, molecular function: transmembrane transporter activity. The transcript is spliced from 8 exons. Bases 1 to 978 code for a protein of 325 amino acids. The record is from RefSeq and is a predicted model, not a curated record. Lineage: Eukaryota; Viridiplantae; Chlorophyta; Chlorophyceae; Chlamydomonadales; Volvocaceae. Gene Ontology annotation, biological process: transmembrane transport.
AUGUGUUAUCUUCGGCUCCUCGAGUACUCUUGCAUUAAUUGGCCUAUGCAUCACACGCUAUCGCUACAGUUCUAUAUCGCUGAUCGCUGUUGUCGGCGGGUGGCAUGCAAAGCCGCGGACAAUACGCCAACUGAGGUCAUCACAUCGGAACCAUCGGCCGGUUGCAAUGCUAGCCAGAAUGGGAAGGACCCGAGCAUCGCAGUGCAACCCAGCGCACCAGCGACGGCAUCGGUAACUCAGGAGCCAGCAGCCCCAGCACCUGUGGCCUGGAGUCUGUUGUCCAUCUUCGUGUCCACCAUUUUAGGUUUGGUGCUGGACCCCUUGCCGGUGGGCGCCUGGGCUUUCCUGGCAGUGACCGUGGCAGUGGCCACCAAGACGCUCACCUUUGCUCAGGCCCUAGCCGCCACCACUAAUGAAAUCAUCUGGCUCAUCGUGGUGUCGUUCUUUUUCGCCAAGGGUUUCGAGAAGACCGGCCUGGGGGAGCGCAUCGCCACGCUGUUCGUCCGCGCGCUGGGCCGCUCCACUCUGGGGCUGUCGUUCGGUCUCAACGUGGCUGAGGCGCUCAUGGCCCCCGCCAUGCCGUCCACGUCAGCUCGGGCGGGGGGCAUCUUCGUGCCCAUCAUCAAGAGCUUGGCGGCCAGUGUGGGCAGCGAGCCCGGUGACGACACCCGAAAGCGCAUGGGCAGCUACCUGAUGCAGAGCCAGUUCCAAACCGGCAUCCACUCCACCUCCUACUUCCUGACCGCAUCCGCUCAGAACCUGCUGUGCCUCAAACUGGCCGGGGAGCUGGGCGCGGUGGUCCCCAACCAAUUCGUCACGUGGGCCCUGGGAGCUGUCGUACCGGCAACCGUAGGCAUGAUCGCCACCCCGCUGCUGCUUUACAAGAUGAUGCCGCCCACUAUUAAAGACACGCCGGAGGCGCCUGCGGCGGCGGCGGAGCGGCUCAAGUUGGAUUUGUUUUUGUUUGACCUAGUGUGA